AUGUCUCCAACUUUUUGUGCCUCUCUGCUCAGACCCCUGCUCCUCGUGCUGCUGGCCGUGCUGUCAGCCAGCAGUCCUGCCCAGGGGAAGGUGAUCAAGCCUGGGCUCAAGCCAGAGAAUCUCUUCAAGCAAGGAUCUGCUGGAUGCCUGACGCAAAAAGACUCAAAAUUCCCCCAAACUGUGAGAGUCAACCUCAGCAUCAGCAGCACGAACCAGGACACCAGAACCAGUCCAGAUGUCAGCAACCGCUCUCUGGCUCCGUGGGAUUACAGGAUCGACGAGGACCACGACCGCUUCCCGCGGCUGAUCGCGGACGCCGAGUGCCGCCACAGCCGCUGCGUGACCCCCGAGGGGCAGCUGGACCACGGCCUCAACUCCGUGCCCAUCACGCAGGAGAUCCUGGUCCUGCGCAGGGAGCAGAGGGGCUGCCAGCACUCCUACAGGCUGGAGAAGAAAAAAAUCACCGUGGGCUGCACCUGUGUCACCCCCUUGGUCCAGCACCAGGCCUGAAGGGAGCUGGAGGUGCAAGAGCGAGGAGCCACGGGUAGCUUCCUUGCAUGGAAGGGGCCUCCAAAAAGCUGAAUCAAGCCAUAAAAUUUGCCAAGAAUACAUCAGAAUAUAUUGAAAAUUAGGUGUCUUUGGUAAAAAAAUAAUGUUUUCCCCCAAAAUCUUGAA
Molecule: messenger RNA, 675 nt
Organism: Camarhynchus parvulus
Lineage: Eukaryota; Metazoa; Chordata; Aves; Passeriformes; Thraupidae
Gene: IL17A
Product: interleukin 17A
Exons: 3
Coding region: 1-510 (169 amino acids)
Biological process (GO): inflammatory response
Cellular component (GO): extracellular region
Molecular function (GO): cytokine activity
Source: RefSeq, a predicted model, not a curated record